This is a messenger RNA of Thecamonas trahens ATCC 50062, 5079 nucleotides long. RefSeq lists its product as uncharacterized. Lineage: Eukaryota; Apusomonadida; Apusomonadidae. Bases 1 to 5079 code for a protein of 1692 amino acids. The record is from RefSeq and is a predicted model, not a curated record. Gene Ontology annotation, cellular component: membrane. The transcript has 2 exons.
AUGUUCAUCGCAGCGCUCGCUACAGCUGCUUCGUCGCCAUCGUCUCCUGCGGUCUCGAACUUGCCUGCGGGUGAUUCUGGAUCGCCAGCCGAGGCUAGGCUCCGUGUUGAUGGUCACACCUGGUUCUCCGAGCAGAUUGGCCUCUCGCCGCCACACCUCAACUUUGAAGCCCGCCCGCUGGCAUCGCCGCUGAUGAAGCCUGUGCUUGUCAUCAAUGGCCUCACGCUCGCGCCGCUUGUCAUCGAAAAGGUGGUCACCGACUCGAUCCACUUUUUCCCCUCGGUCACGCUGCCGCUGGAAAUCCCACCGCUCUCCAACGCCUCCAUCCCCAUCGUCUUUGUACCGCGCGACCUUGGCCGGGUCGAAUCGCAGAUUGUCCUCGUCACUUCGGAAGGCCGCAUCCCGUACCCGGUGUUUGGAACCGGGACGCCGUCACCGCUCCACCUGGACCCGCUCGUCGACAUCCUGCUCUUCCCCGAGCAGCGCCUCACCCGCCCGCUGCAUCUGUUCAACCCUUUCCCAGACAAGGACCUUCGUGUGCUCAACAUCUCGUCGUCGGGCUUUGCCUUUGAGCUCCACGUCCUCCCCGAGAACUCGGACCUCCGCGACCGCGCCUGGAACAUCCCGCCUCAUCGCUCGUCGCACGUCGGCUCGCUCGUUUUCGCCUCGCCGGUCCCUGGGGCCUACACCGGAGCCUUUGUCAACAUCAAGACCGACGCCCAGUCGGUCUUUCUCCCGGUUGACAUCACUGUCAUCGACGCCGGCCUCCACCUCCAGCCCUCGUUCCUCGACUUUGGCCACAUCACCUCGCCCGACUCGCCCAAGACCCUCAACCUCAUCCUUUACAACGCCCGUUCGGUCCCGCUCCUUAUCACCGACGUGUACCUGCCCAAGCCCGAGCCAUCGCUUCGGAUCCGCUUUGCCCGCAACACCGUCGCGCCAAAGUCGUCGCUCGUCAUCGCCGUCCUCACCUUUACCGGCAAGACCGAAGGCACCUUUGCCUCGUGCCUCCUCAUCGCCACCAACGCCACCCAGGCCGAUGCCUCGGCAGACUUUGCCUCGGCCUCGGAGGCCGAGCGCCGCUUUGUCUCGCCGCCGCAGACCGGCGGUGCCUCCAACGCUGUUGCCGGCGCCACACAAGGCGUCAUCCAGACUGCCCCACCCCAGACCUCGCUCUUCCCGUCCAUCCCGCACACACUCUCUGUCUACGCAGAGUCCGGCGCCUUGCUCGAAGUCGGCUACUCGGCCACGGUCCUCUUUGGCUCGCUCGGCUUCUCGUCGCGCAAUACCUCGUUUGCCGUCUCGGAGCCGCCGUUUGUCGAAACGCACCGUGUCCUCGUCCUCACCAACAAGUUCCCCAUGGCAAUCAUCUUUGUUUCGGCUUACGUGCCGGACCCCAACUUUCGCAUCACCAGCUUCCGCCCCAACCGCAUCCUGCGUCCAGGCGCCUCGGCGCCGAUCAUCUCCAUUGCCUUCAAGGCAAACUCGAGCUCGCUCGUCUACUCGACCCCGCUUGUUCUCCGCACCAACGUCUCAGUCCUCACCAUUCCUCUCCAAACCUACUCGGGCAAGCUCGACUACGACAUCGUUGAUGCGCACUCAUCCCCGACGUCCGAUGCACCCUCUUCGCAGGCGGCGCGGGAUCCCAACGCGACAGGCUCGACCGCUGCCUCUGAGUGGGACGGCACCCCGCUCGAGGGCGUGACGACCCCGGUCCUUGACUUUGGCCUCCUUGGCGCCGACGAAGUCCGUUCCCGCUCGUUCAACCUCUCCAACUCGGCGCCCAUUUCGCUCACCGUCCACGCCAUCACUUGCGACUUGCCCAACGUUGUCAUCCGCCUCGACUCGAUCUCCAACGCCUUUGGCUACACCACGCCCAUUGCUGCACUCCCGGCCGAGCCGAGCAACCCUUCCAGGGCGACGCCCAACGCCGCUGACGAUGACACAGCCGCCGCCGCGAUCACCCCGGAUCCGUUCUUCCUCAAGGCUGGCUACUCGGCCAUUCUCAUCGCCGAGCUCACCGCUGCAGGCGUGACCGACGCCUAUGGCACCAUCUCCGUCGCCACCGACUUUGAAACGCUCGACAUCCCGGUCCACUACAAUGCCAUCUCGGGCUCGCUCGAUCUCACCCCGUCGCUUGUCCGUUUCGGCCCGGCCUUCCCGGACUGGUUCCUGGCGCUGACAUUUACGCCCGCAACACAGCGCGUUUGUAUCGGCUCGGUCGUCUUUGACGCCGCCCGCGGGCCCAAGACUCAGAACUUUCUCACCACCGCCCUCACGUCGGCCCUCGACUCGGCGAGCACCGUCCGUGCCUCGCCGCCGAAUACGCCUCUCACCAAGGCCGACGCCCGCAUCUUCUCGCGGCGCACCGACAUCUGGACCCGCAUCACCUCGAAAGCCUCGACCACGAUCCGCGGGACCGUGACCCUUGCCUCGGACGUUGUCGAGGGUGCGCGUAUCUCGGUCCGCGCCGCCCUUGUUCAGCCGUCGAUCCUCCUCCCGCCGCCUGCUGCCGACGCGUCGACGCCCAGCGACGCCGACGCCAUCCUCGUCUUUGACCUCGUCCAUGUCUCGGGCUCGGCCUCGUUGCCAGUCACCGUGUACAACCCUGCCGACGUCCCGGUCUCGUUUGCGCUCCUGGGCGUGACCGGCCCCGACGGAUCGGCACUCGAUGCGUUUGCCUGCUUUGGCGAUGCCAACGUUGCCGACGGCUUCACCUCGGGCUCGCUCGAGUUGCCCGAGUCGCCGAAUUGCGACUCGGGCCCGUUUGCACUUGUCGAGCCAAGCGGUUUGCUCUUCUCGUCGUCGCCGUCGCUGGUUGUUGUCGAGCCGCAUGGCUCGGCUGCCAUCGGAUCAAUCAUGUUUGAGCCGACCGCCGCCGGCCCGGCCGCCGCCACCGUCCACGUCCGGUCCAACCUCACGUUGGUCACCUCGUUCCCGGUCACGGGCACGGGCGGCAAGGCGGUUCUCCAGUUUGUGGAGAAGCGGCUGCGGCCCAAGUCACCCAAGACAGUCUCAUCGUUCACCAGGGGUGCGGUGGUCGUGCUCGACAAGCUCGAGCUCGCGCUGCCCGACGCUGCUCUGGAGACAUGCGCCUCGGACGACGCCGUGCACUCGCUCCUCACCGACGGUUCGUCGCUCUCGGCGGCGCUGGCCGUCACGGCUUCGUUCACUCUCCGCAACUCUGGUGACGUCGAGGCCGAAGUUGUCCAGGUCGGUGUCAUCGGUCCGAGCGCAAGUGCCUUUUCCGUUCACUCGGCACAUGAGCGGUUUGUCCUCGCCCCGGGCGCAUCCCACGAGGUGACCCUCACGUUUGCGCCCGACUUUUCGACUCUGCUCUCACAGGCGCAGCUCGAGGUGGCCACCUCGCGCGGCGGGCGGCUUGUCUUUACUGUAGAGGGCACGAUGGCGCCGGCAACGCUGGCGGCCUGCGCCGCGCACGUCUCGUUUGCACCUUCGGCAACCCGCUGGAUCCUUCUUGUCGUCAUCUCAUCACUCUUGGGUGCCGUCCUGGCGCGUGUCAAGUUCCGUGCCAGCGACACACCGAUGGCGCUCCUCGCCGCCGCAGUCGAUGAGGCCGAAGCUGGGGCGCGGGCAAAGGCAGCCAACAAGCCGGCGUCGCCGAGCAAGCCGUUGCCGUCAGGCACAGUCCCUCGGCCUCCGCCAAUUGCGCAGCAGCCGCUAGAGGACGGUGAAGAGUCGCCCGCUAUUGCCCACGAAAUCGGGCAGGCUAGCGACUCGGAGUCGGAGGAGGCUGCCGACGUUGACGUCAACGAUGACGUCGACGCCGCAGAUGGGCCGGCCCAGGCCCAAGCCGCAGCUGAAGCUGCCAAGGCUGAGGCUGAGGCCGAGGCCGAGACCAAGGCUGCAGCUGAAGCCGCAGCCGCUGAGCAGGCCGCAGCUCGGGCCCGCAUCGAGGCCGUCAAGGCCCGCGAGGCCGAGGCUCGCGCAAAGGCCGCAAAGGCCCGCGAGGCCAAGGCUCGCGAGGAUGCGAUCAAGGCCCGCGAGGCCAAGGCGCGUGCCGAGGUGAGAGAGGCCCGCGAGGCUAAGGCCCGGAUGGAGGCGGUCAAGGCCCGCGAAGCCAAGGUCCGCUCCGAAGCUACCAGGGCCCGUCAGGCUAAGAUGCCGCAAGCUCGAGCGGAAGCUCAGCAGGUGGCACCACCCCCGAGCCUAGUCGACGACCGUCGGUGCAAGCAGCGGUCCGAGAAGCGGUCCGAGAAGCGGUCCGAGAAGCGGUCCGAGAAAAACAAGCGAAGGAGCCGUAAGGACCGCAAAGAACGCAGUGGUCGCACCGAGCACGGCGGGCGCGAUGCAUACCUCCUCGACUCGGUGGACAUCGGCAAGGGUACGUUCCGUGAUGGAUACUUUGUGAGCGAGAAGCCGUCGCAGGCAAUGGCGGUGCCGCUGAGCCCCGCGCGCGAGCCGCGAAACGCGCGGCCGGUGCAUGCGCCGGGCACGUUUGGGGCGAUCGGCUCGCCCCCCAAGGCGGUCGGGCCGCCGGGCGCGAGCAGCCCCGGGGCCCAUACUGCCUUUCUCGUGCCCCCCGGCUCGGGGCGUGGUGGCAUCCGCAAGAACCUCUCUGACGACGACCUCGUCAACGCGCCGAACCGGUCGGACCCGAUUGUGACGCCGGCGCGGCCGUCGGGCCGUGGCCGUGGGCGGUACACCGGGUCGACGCCGCCCAAGGCGGCGGUAGGCCUGCCGCUCGGUCAGCAAUCGCAAGCUGGAGUCAGCCUCGCACCGCCCGCGACCUCGCUGUUUGGCGCGCCGUCAGCCGCCCCAGGUGCAUCGUCGUCGCUCUUUCCGGACCUCUGGGCCCCGUCUUGCUUUGUGCAGACACCGCCUGCAUCGGCCGCGCUCGGCAACCAGGCGUUCACCUCGUCGAACCCUUUCACGUCGGGCGCGUUUGACGCCAGCACUGGUGCACCGCUCAUGGGCGCCAUCGGGUUGCCGCCGCGGACCAACACCGUUGCGCCGCCGUCCGGCGUGGCGCCCAUCGGGUCGCCACCGCGAUCGUCGGGCGUGGGCGCCAUCGGCGACGGCAAGCCACGGCGGCCUCGGUCACACCGCCGCCGGUAG